AAGAUCGACCAAUCCUAAAUCUUAAAACAAAAACCGAAGAUUUCAAACUGGUACUAAUAAUCACUUUCAAAAAUCUUGUGUCAAAAUUGGUGCUUGAAUGAUCAAUUUGUACAAAUCAGGUGGAAACAUCUCUAGUGUCAACCGGGCAAGCGUUUCCAGAAAUUCCCCCUUUGUACGUAGAAUGGCUGGAGCUGCUUUAGCGGUUGUUGUGGAAAAGUUGAAUGAUUUUGCACCCGAGAACUUAGCCGAAAAAUGGGAUAAUGUAGGCCUUCUAAUUGAACCUUACACGAAAAGGAACAUCAACAAAAUUUUACUAACAAAUGACCUUACAGAAAACGUGCUGGACGAAGCAUUGGCUCUAAGCUCCGAUAUGAUUAUUUCUUACCAUCCUCCUAUUUUUGCUCCGCUAAAAAGGAUCACUCAAAAAUCAUGGAAAGAACGGAUUGUUUCAAUUUGUUUGGAAAACAAAAUUGCUCUGUAUUCUCCGCACACCAGUUGGGAUAGUGUUACAAAUGGUGUGAAUGACUGGUUAGCAGCAUCCUUGCCUCUAGCCAGCGCACAGCCUGUUAUAGAAAAUUUGUCUAAUCCGUCGUUUGGAGCAGGCAGAAUAUGUGUAAUUCGAGGUGAAUUAACACUUGGUGCAGCAGUUGACCGCAUUAAAGCAUAUACAAAAUUGAAGGACCUGAAAUUAGCAAUCGCUGUCAACCGAAACAUCGAGUCUCCUAUUCGAACGUUUGCUGUGUGCGCUGGAUCUGGUACAAAUGUUCUAAAGGGAGUGAAAGCAGAUUUGUAUAUCACAGGUGAAAUGUUUCAUCACGAUAUAUUAGAUGCUAAUCAUCAAAACAUCCAUGUGAUUCUGCUGAACCAUAGCAAUUCGGAACGAGGUUAUCUACCAAUCUUUCGCCAGAUUCUACUUAGCAUGCUCAAAAAAUAUCAGGGUAUUCAGAUUGAUGUAUCUGAACAGGAUAUUGAUCCAUUGCAGACUUAUUGAUUUCCGGUGUACCACUGGUUAUGCUCGUAGUAUGAUCCUGGACAAUUGCAACAGCAGCAAUCGCAUAACCAGCGACAGUUACCGUCGACUCAACUUUCCAGCGAUAGCGGUGUCACUUCGGGUGGCAAUAAUUCCGUUUUUCUUCCCUCGGUUGCAGUAAGUAAUCAACGACAAGCCAAACAAAAGCGCGUUGUUUGUAGUAACAAGAAACGAAAAUCUAGAUAAGUUGAUAUUCGAUAAAAUAAUCAACAAUCAAAAUAAUUUUGAUGUAAAUAGUGUAAUCGAGCUGUAGGAUGUAUUUCUUUAAGCAUUCAAUCGAUUUGUACGAAUAACGUUGAAAAGUACUAAGUACUUACAUGAAGCAGAUAACAAUCUUUUGAGCGUUGUCAUGAUAAACAAUCUGGAAUUUUACACAAAUUGAAUCGACCUUCUCUAUUGGUGAUUUAACACAAAUCAGUCCAGAAUUCCCCGUGAAUAUUGUACUUUUUUCAACUCUUAAUAACUGCAACGUUCAGGUACAAAACUAAACUAACUUGAUGCGAUUUUCUCUGUAAACCGGCAUCUGUUGCUGUUCAUAAAUCUCGCCAAACAUGUGAAAAGAUCCCAUGUGCCAUAUGUAAACAAGCCAAAUUUUCUCGUUUUUUGAUUAAUACAAGCAAAAUCUGCCCUUACCACUAAGCUUUAUUGAUAAAAGAAUUUACUCUUAAUCAAACAAUCUUAUUUGUACGGGUAGAUUAAGCUUGUAUUUAUUGAAAAACGUGAAAUUGUGGCUUGUUUACAUAUGGCACAUGUGCCCUUUUCACAUGUUUGGCGAGAAAUGUAUUGCCAAAUGAAGGAAAUGUCAUUAAUUUUCCUUUUAAGUCGAGAAAUGUUCAAUGUGUCAGGUGAUGCCAUAUGGCAUCAUUGGAUUGAUUCAGGUUGAGCAUGAGCAUGAGCAUGAUUGAUCGCCCGCGGUUGCUACUCUGUUAUUGCCAGGUCAGCUGUAUUUACACAGGGAACCAAUUGAUGAUGUUUGAGAUUAACAUACAUCAUCAAUGUGUAAAAACUGGUGACCUCAAUCUUUUUAUUGGACAAUACCAGCGCCGGCCGCAUCCGAAUGCAGAUCAAAUAAGAAAUGUGUAUAGGAAUAUGAUGACAUGAUACUCGCUUUGAUGGAAGCCGAGAACACCUCUGCACUUCCACGAGAAAUCACUGGGAGGUCGGAUAAAAGGGUAGGGUUUGUUGCAGCAUAGUUCGUUUUGGUAAACGGUGCGCUGCCACCGAGUCUCUCUUACCGUAUCACGUCUUUUAUGACAGCCACCGACGACGUCGACGAUCACGAUAGCGUUAAUAUUCCUAACCGAUAUCCACGAAAGUUCUCGCAUAAUACACUCGAAAGACUGAAAAUUUAACGGUUAUUAGGCCAGACAAUAUAUUUUAAAUUGCAUCCACAACCAUAAUCGCAAUAUGAAUAUACAAGCAAAUCGGAAGGUAAUUACUUUCUGCGGCCUUGCGUAAUUUUCGUUAAUUGAACGUAUCGCACUAUACUACGCGUUUUAGUUCCAGCAAGUGUUAUUUUAUUGAUUGAUUUUAUUGAUUGAACCUAAGUCAAACCCUAUUGAACAACCGUACGUCGAACGCGAAUAGAUGGCAAUUAUACCACUGGGAAAUAUAUUAAAAAGCAUUGUCGUCAACCAUGAAAUGAUGGAUUAUGCGCUCGGGAAACUACUCGGGAAAUUUUUUUAUACUUAAUUAAAUCAACAAUUAUACCGCGCGCGACAUGUGUUAUAAGCCGGCCAUUGUAAAGGUAAUCUUGAACGCGUUGAAGAAGCUCGCUAACGUAGGUAGAAAUGAACUAAGUAUCCUAAUGAAUUCAAAAACUGGCAAUUUUUCAUGCAUCCAAAGCCCGUAAAUUUCAAAAACGAAAAAUUGCAUGAGUUUUUUUUAAAUGCCAAAAUUGUCAAUAUCAGAAUACAACCGGCAUAGACUCGUAACACGCAGACUUACGAGACACCAAAUAAUCACUCAAAAGUUGAAUAUAUGUAACAGUAUUUUUCAAAAGCUGUAAAAAUCAUAAAACUUGACGAAAUACCCACAAAACUAUGCCUUAUUUUAAGUUUGCUAAAUGUUGAAAAUAUCAUGCUUAAGAUCCAAAAGAAAACCCGCAAAUAUCUGCAUUUGAAUAAUCUGUAUAUAAAUAAUCUGUACACGAGCCCGUGUAACCUGCGAUCUGCGGACAACUCCACACAUCUAGCAAGCAGCUGUAGUUUGCAACUACUGCUCAAAAUAAAUCUCUCAUCGACCUCACACAAUACCCUCACUCGUUUAUUAGAUCAUAGUGAACCUGUAAGUCAGAGAACCGACAAGGCACCCACCGUCAAGGCAACCGUCAACAUCAAAACAGACGAGCUGUAUAAUUUUUGGUGUGGUAGCCGCCCCAUCGGGGAGCCCCCCGCCGACCCUCCAACACACAGGCUUACUAAUUAGAUACAAAGCCAAUUCGUCUGUGUAUCUCUCACAUAGUUAUCGACUCAAGAGUUACCUAUUGAAUGAAAAAACUAGUAAAAUUCCAUGCAUUCAAAGCCAUAAAAAUUUAGAAAAUUCAGAUACACUUUUUCCUCAGAACAAUGCGCAUAAAUGUAUAUAAAACCGAGCAGAGUUCCAACUCCAUUUGAAAAAUGCCAAACCAAUCGCAAUCAAAGUAUGUUUCAAUAUAAUUGUUUGAAAAAGAAAAGUUUAUUUACGGAAAUAUUUAUCCAAAAGCUAGAAAAAUCAUAAAAUGAAAUCCGCGAUUCUAUGAGACAAUUCCAAAUAUCAUGCGCCAAAAGUAAAUUGUAAGGAUUCUAUAUACUAAAACUAUCGACGUUAAAGCAAGACGCAUAUUCAACGAUUUGAUUAGAAAUUUAUGUGUGCCUAUUACCUUUCAUAAACACAAUUCAUCUAUUCCAUCUCUCAUGAACUCUAAUAGACAACAAUAUUCCACAUAACCACAUAACAAUAGGGGUCUUCACAUCGAGCUCGCAUACGAACACCCAGCCGUAAACUGUGUAUCUUCCGUUACUCGUCAAUGGAGGUGAGUAUUUUUACGGCUGGGUAUUUGUUUACGAGCUCGACAUGAAUACCCAUAAUAUAAAUCUCCAAGAAAGCACCCUAAUUUAACUCUUUUUCCUAUUUGGACAAUCAAUACAACUAUACAAUUAUUCAGGAACAAUAAAAACAGUACGCUACGUCGCUGCGCAAACUGGUAACUACGCGGUAUCCGGUGGCAUAUAAAGCCUGUAUCAGACUAACCGUUGCAGCGGUCAACCGCUACCGUUCCGUUCUUUUUCGACCAAUCAGAACACAGCGGUUGCAAAAAAUAGAAUUAUUUCUAUUUUUGCCGUCAACCGUUCCCAAUCAAUUUGUUGACCAAUUUUACAUAAGAAAUGCUAUAUUUGACCGUUGGGAACGGUUGGCGGCAAAAAUAGAAAUAAUUCUAUUUUUUGCAACAACAACAAGCGACGGUCGACCGCUGUGUUCUGAUUGGUCGAAAAAGAACGGAACGGUAGCGAUUGACCGCUGCAACGGUUAGUCUGAUACAGGUUUAAACCAUAUUCGUGAACCAUUUAGAAAAAAAAAUAUUUCCAAACGCGGAUCGUGUAUGUCGAACCGAUCGCGCUGAUAAGUUAACCUACCUGACUAUUCUCAGUUGCUUCUACUUGUGGUCUUGUGGGUGAAAAGAGAGUAAAACAUUUCGAGACUCAACGCAUCGCACAAUUUGACUUGCGAAAAAAAAGCACUACUAGCAACCGGAAAGCUACCAACAGAUCACACUUUUACACUUCUGCCGAAGUGCGAUGAAAACCACUACACACAAGGCCUAUGCAUUCUCGAAAUGAUCGACACAAAAACAUAUGUAUCCUUUCGAUGAUUACUAUGCCAGCAAAACAAGCGCCAACUAGCACCUAGCAUCACAGCAGACACGACAGCGCAACGCUGCUCUCUCCGCUCUCCAAGUAUUGCCUUUCUUUUCGUACACACCAUCAUGCGGUCCAUUUGCGCAUGUCCAUAAUGAACCGCUAGUUAGUGCGACGCACAAAGUAUGCACUCACACUCACGCAACUUAGCUUGCCUUGCAAUUGGCAAUUUUAAUACGUGGAUAAAUAAAUAAUCACUCCCACGCAAGGAACACUACGUUUUUCACUAAACCUUCACUUUUCUCACAUAAACGAAGCAUCACAGACCACAUCUUUACACUUUUAAACAGGUUUGGCCACAUAAUUCAUUUAUAAAUUAAUAACCUAAACGGAGAACUUUCAGGGCACGUGUUAUCAAAUAGCCGUCGGCAUCAUUGGAUUGAUUCAGGUAAACGCAAAACUAAAAACGACCGUGCGACUUCUGGAUUUUAAGUUCAGAACUAGGAAAAUGAUGAUAGAUUUAAUUUUUAGCAUAGACUAAAGAGACAUAUAACGAAUUUCUUUAUUCCACUGUGUGCGGGCAAAACUGCCGAGCAAUAAUAAAACGUCAUCGCCAUUUAAGACGCAAGAAAGAGAGAGAUGCCAGAUAAUUGUUUACGAAUUUAGCACGUGAGGUGAUGGGUUGAAGCUGACAAAUUUUACAGCCAAGUAUGCUGACAGUUCUACAAGGUAUGCUACAUUUUGUCUAUCCACGCACACAAACAAAUCUCGUUAUGAAAAAUUUCGCGUUUUGUAUGGAAUUCGGAACAUUUUUGGAAAUUUCUCGUUUUAUGUUGUUUUAUAUUUGAUUUUUUUGGUUGGAGAGUGAAUCUCCUCUGGAGAGUUGCAACACACUAGAAAUAGAUAUUAAUUUAGAUUUAGUGUGAAAAAUUGCGACAAUAUGUCGAAAUAAAAUAUAUAAAAAUGCUAUAUUUUCAAUAGUUGGAGCAUAAUCUUAGUCAUUGUCAUAGCUCAUGACUUUUGUUACUGUAUGAAACAUACGCGACUCUAUUUAGAAGCGCUAUAAGAGUACAAGAAAAAAACGAAAAGUGCAAAAAGGUUACCGGCAAAAUGAUGAAAAACAGCAUAUUUUACCUAAACCCCAGCGUGUUUAUGUAUUUCUCACGAAUAAAACAUUUUUCUACAUCAUUUCUAUAACUUUUCAGGGAAGUAUGUUUUAUAAGUUUUGUUUAAAAUGCAUAAUCAUUUCAAAUUUCAUACAAAAUCUGAAAAAGUUCAUAACGCUCACUAAUGCUAAUGCAUCGACGUGAAUAGCAUACCUUUUAGAACUGUCAUUUAUACUUGGAUUUUACAGUGCGCUUCGGGCAGCACGGCAGGUCAAAACUGGGUCAAAAUCGAGCGAAUAAAGAAGGGUUUUGACAGCAGUUAGUGCGCUUCCAGGUCAAAACGAGGUAAGCUGGUUGAAUACAGAAAUUCGAUAAUAGAUAUCCAAGUUGGGCUUCGCUGCAUAUAAUCUCAAGCAUAGACUAAAGAGACAUAGAUAUCCAAGUUGGGCUUCGCUGCAUAUAAUCUCAAGGCAACACUAUGAACUUGCCAUCUGUAGGCCGUUGGGUGAACUAAAGCAUAUCCACUCGGAAAAAUAUCAUGGUACUCCUUAUCAUUUCAGUGGUGAGCUUGACCAGAUUCUCACACCCAGAAAAAUAUCAUGUUACUUUCAAUCAGAUUUGUAUGGCGGUUUUCAAUCGACUUUACAAUAUAAUCUAGAUGAUUUGCAAUUUCAAUUUAUCACAACAACAAUGCAAAGAAACCUCGCGUAAUUUUACAGAUUAGCAUGAGUCACAAAAUGUAAAAAUCUCAUAGAUACUCUCAUCGAAUUGUCGAAGGUGACGAAAAGAAAAAAAAAAAGCUUCACAUUCACUUAAAUUAUUUUAGCAUUGUUUAUGUUGUACUUGACGUUCGUGAAUUUUGACGAAAUAAGUUAUGCUAUGCUUUGCUACUCGUUGUAAGUGAAUUUUGAGGAUAUUAAGAGACGUAUAUAACAACGAUUUUCAACACCGUAAUGUAAAGCCUUAGUUAAAAAUAGCGUUUAGCGGUAUUCACCAGAAUAAAUAUUGUAUCGUUUUUAAAUAGAACUUAAAAGGAUGAGUGAAAAUUUUCAAAUUUGAUUUUCUCAGUUCUUUGCAAAUAUGAAUAAAUCGAUUUGAACAUUCAAGCAAGUAAUAGUGAAAUUGAUAAUGAAUGAGAUCACAAACAAUAAUCUGCAACGGAAGCUACAAACCGAAUAGGAGAACAUCCUACAGCAUUAUUUGACGGCUGAGGCAGAAUUAUUAACCCAAUCAGUUCCGCAAAGGGAUUAAAGCUGUAUAGUGGUUCUCAAUCGACUAUUAAAAUUGGUACAAACAACAAAUGAGUUAUGCUAAUGAUGACUAGAGCAAGAUACCUGACUUAAUACAUUUUGCUAGCGACACGUUUAUAACGGUGCCAUCUGAUGACCUUAAAACUGUGAUUAUUAGCAAAAUCGAUUUAUCAUGCUCAAUCCGCUAGAUGAAAACGAAAACAAGAUGGCAAUACCGUAUAAGGAUAUUGAAAAUUAGAUGACAGGACCAUACAAUGAUAUUGAAAAACAUGCUUCACCUUUCACCACCUUGUCGUCAUCACCAAAUUAACGGUAUAGUUCAAUUUUCGUUGACGCGCAGCGAAAGUCGUGUCCGCUGCAUACUGCAAGAGUUACUCUUGCAUAACCAAAGAUGACUAGUACACAAUACGUUACUCUUGAAGAGUAACGUAUUGUGUACUGAUCAUCUUUGGUUAUGCUUGAAAAUAUAUUGUUGAAACGACUAUGAACGAUUAGUCAUACUAUCUUCAAAAUAAAUAAUUCAUAUCAUGGCCAUCUCAUACAUUGGCAUUUAUUAUAGUCCUGUUGUAAUAAAUUAUUAUUAUUAUCUAGACCAUAUAGAUUAGUCUGUUAAAACACCGCGCAAAUCUGACCAAGCCUAAAAAGAUGGCAAUUACCUUAAUAUUUUUCUGUGUGUGCUUAUUAAAUGUAGUUCACCCAACCGCCAUCAUACUCGGAGGGGCGCCCGGAUUGUUGGUUGAGUUGGAUAUCUAUGUUUCAAUGAUCUAUGCUUUUGCUCACCCUUAUAAUAUCGAUAAUUAUCGUUACCGUAAAAAAAUUAACGAUAAUAUCGAUGUCCAGAAUUUAUCGAUAAGUAUCUCAUCACUACAGGGCUAAAGCCUGUAGUACCUCUUUGUCUAAUGGUCAAAUAUUUGACCUUCUGACAUAAUGGACAAAUUUAUUUGAUUAUGAUGUUGUUUGCCCGUGUUUGACCCAUGUUAAAAUUGGAGAGUGGCAAACAAUUAUAUUUGACAAAAUUUUUAUCUGUCAAAUAGUGCCAAAUAUUUGACGCUCGGUCAAAGAGUGUAAUACAGGCUCAAGAGAAGAGUGGCCAAGAUGAUACCUCGGUUCGCUCCAAUGAGAAUAAAAGCUUUUAUGCUCAUUGGGUUUGCUCCAGGUUUUUUGCUUCAAACGUGAUUGGCUGAUUUUGACAGCACGCGUGUGUGACAAUAUUCAAAAGGGGUUCAGAUUGCCCAUCAUUAAGUAAGUGAAAGUUCAAUACUGUGGACACAAUUUUGUUUUGGUUGCGGUAUAUAAAAGCAAAAAUGAAUUUGAAUGAAAUGCCAAGCGUUUGGUUUUAAAACCUACUGUGGUGGUUCCGGUCUAGGCAUUAAAUUUUAUCCAUUUACCAAGGAUGCAGGAGCUUAUUGACAGUUGCUAAAAAUAUGCGUGAAUCUGAAAAAGAUAUUCCAAAUUUGAACAUCCCACGCAAUAGUCGAAUAUGCAGGGAAGAUAUUUUUUUAUUAUUAUGUUAUUACAACGAACAACUACAUUGUAACGUGAAAUUAAGCUUUUCUUCACAAACAACCAUUUGACCCCUGAUUUACAAUCUCCUAACUGGUUUCGAGGUACGAUGCUGCCCUAACAAUCCAGUCGUCGUAUGUUCUCGAAACCCGGCUCGGGACUGUUGGUUUCAGCAAGAUCGUAGCGCCUAGUCCCGCAAUUGUAUACUAACUAAGAAAUCUGUGUAUAAUAAACAGAAGGUCGAGUUCCGAUACGGAUUGUAGCUCCAAGGCUUUGCUUUGCUUUUGCGACAGAAAUUGAGUGUUUUGCCGAGUAUUUUUAAUUGUAUUCUAUUAAAAAUUUUAUCAUCAAAAAAUUUAUUUUGUUUCGAAUAAAGUCUGGAGAAGUGAGAAAAACAAGAAGAAAAAGUUUGACAAUAGAAGUAUGAUGAUCUUAAUAUAGACGAAAUUUUGUUGUAUUGUUUUAUAUGUUGUUUGUAGUAUAAUUUUCAUUGUUGUGCUUUUUGUUAAAUAAAAAUAAAAUUAAUAAAUUUUUCUGGUUGCACUGAAUUUUGCGUAAGGCAAACGAAAAUAAUGUUCAACCGGGGAUAUGUUUCAUACUAGAGGAUAAGAGGAAGAAGCCACUUGGCCACUCUUCUCUUAGCUACAGGGUAUAUAAAUUAGGUUCAUUGUACAGAUAAAAUGCGUUGUAUAUUUUUGAACUCUA
Messenger RNA from Wyeomyia smithii (pitcher-plant mosquito), 9430 nucleotides. Its product is annotated as NIF3-like protein 1. The transcript is spliced from 4 exons. Gene Ontology annotation, cellular component: cytoplasm; mitochondrion. The record is from RefSeq and is a predicted model, not a curated record. NCBI's taxonomy places the organism in Eukaryota, Metazoa, Arthropoda, Insecta, Diptera, Culicidae. The coding region runs from base 98 to 991 and encodes 297 amino acids.